AUAUCAUCGGGCAUUGGGUUAAGACGUUAAUUACGGCAUCAGUCCGUGCGAGUUUGAGGAAAUGUUAAUAAGUCUCGUGAGAUCAGUCUGUGUAUUGAUUGGUCUGAGUGUUGUAGCCAAAGCCGCACUCUUGGCCUAUCAAGUCUGCACAAAUCCCCACCUGGAAAAAGGCAUAUGCAUUCAAAUAAAAGACUGUGCGUUUUUAUAUAACCUCCUUAAUACUUCAAGCACCAAUAUAUCGGCUGAUAAUCUCAAACUAUUGCAAGGCAGUCACUGUGGAAAUGAUAAUACACAGGACUCUCCGUCUAAGCAGAUACUGGUGUGCUGUCCCGAACGCUACCGCUUUGCGGGCAAUAACAGAACUUCGAAUAGUAUGAAAUCAUCGCCAGCGGGUAAUGUAUUACCCGCACCCGGCGAAUGUGGUAAAAUUUUGACGAAUCGUAUCUAUGGAGGCAAUGUUACCCAAAUAGAUGAAUUCCCAUGGAUGGCUUUAAUACAAUAUAAAACAGGCCCUGAUCGCUUUGGAUUUUACUGUGGCGGAGGUCUUAUUAAUUCACGAUAUGUCUUAACUGCCGGCCAUUGUCUCAAGCAUCCCGAUAUGCCAUCCACAUGGGAAUUGUAUGCCGUACGUUUGGGCGAAUGGGAUCUUAGUCAUGAUCCUGACUGUACUGAAGAUACCAGAGGACGAAAGGAGUGCAUAGAUUCGUACAAAGAUAUUCUAGUGGAUUAUGCCCUUGCCCAUCCAUCAUAUCAAGCUGGGUCAAAGGAGCAAUUCCAUGACAUAGCCUUACUUCGCUUGGCAGAAAGUGUUUCACCUACAUCAUAUAUAAUACCCAUAUGUUUACCCAUCGCCGAAAAUAUUCGCUCGAAAUUAUUCACAUCUGAAGUCAUGGAUGUUGCCGGCUGGGGUAUCACCGAAACGGGCAAUACCAGCCCGGUGAAAUUGAAAAUUUUGGUAAAUGUUUGGAAUGUAACACGUUGUCAGAGUACAUAUCGAACAUUCCAGAUGAACAUCAGCUCCGAGUAUCAAUUGUGUGCAGGUGGUGAGGAUGGCAUAGAUACUUGCCGUGGCGAUUCCGGCGGUCCUUUGAUGGUAACCGAAAGCAUAAAUAAGCGUCACAUUUAUUACGUAGCUGGUGUUGUAUCGUAUGGCCCAAGACCGUGUGGUCUUGAGGGUUGGCCAGGAGUUUAUACGAGAGUUGGAACGUAUGUUAAUUGGAUUUUGAGUAAUUUGUUAGCCUGAAGCUUUUCUGAUGAAACGUUUAUAUAUACAUAUGUACAUUAUUGAAAUUAUACAUUGAAAAAUAAAUAAAUAUUUAAAAUAUA
This is a messenger RNA of Stomoxys calcitrans (stable fly), 1326 nucleotides long. Its product is annotated as serine protease easter. Gene Ontology annotation, biological process: proteolysis. The transcript is spliced from 4 exons. The record is from RefSeq and is a predicted model, not a curated record. NCBI's taxonomy places the organism in Eukaryota, Metazoa, Arthropoda, Insecta, Diptera, Muscidae. Gene Ontology annotation, molecular function: serine-type endopeptidase activity. Bases 62 to 1243 code for a protein of 393 amino acids.